AUGGCGCCGGUGUGUAUGGCUGGCCGUCUGCUGCUCCCACUUUGGCUGGCAUUUUUGUUGUUUGUAAUCCUUGGCACUGUACAGAUCGAGUCUCUGCUGGUGUAUGAUCACCAAUCCAUCUUAGAUCUGAGACAUAAUGUCAGAGAUCUAAGUAUAUUUGAUCACGGUGGACAGAAAACUCUGCCCCCGCUCCUGUCGGAAAUCCUGACUCACCUUUACCGGGCCUCGGCUCUACCCCCCCGGCAGAAGCGUCUCCGUCGCCGCGGUAAACGCGGCGGUCGGCUGGUGAAACUGAAGGUCUGCCUGGCACGAUCUUCGUCCAUUUCCCGGUCAGGACAUGGAUUAUCCUUUCCCUUCGCUGUGCCCCGGCGUUUCCUGGACCCGAUCGACGCCUGCCUGGUACCUGUCGCCGGUCUGGUUGAGGGUUUCCGGCCCCGCCGCCCCUGCUCUCCCCGGUUCUCUCAGCGCGGGGUGAAUCUCCAGAACCUGAAGACGCUGCUCCGGGCUCCCCGAUCCGCCGAAACACAGGCCCCGGCUCCUGCCAGGAUUGGGCUGAGACCUGGAUCGGUGCUGGAGUUCUAUGAUGUACCCGACUCCUUCCUUGACCCAUACAGUCAGGACAGAGAGAACACUACACCAGCACCACAGUCUGACUACGUUCCUCCACCAGGAGAUGUAACAGUUCUCAGUGUAAGUGCUGACCAGGAGACUGUUUCUCUUGGCUUUUCACUCACUGAGACCUCUGUUAGGUAUAAACUGCAAAUAGAUUACUCCUCCAUACAGAGGAGCAGUUUGAUCAGAGAGGACUCCAGCACUGUGACGGUUGGGGGACUGAAUCCUGGGACUGAGUAUACUUUCAGCAUCAUAAGGAUUGCUGAUAAUGGAAAUCAAAGCAAAGCAACCUCGCUAUCUGUCUUCACAGAGCCCAGCCCUCCUGCAAAGAUUACAGUUGACCAGAUAAGCAGUGAGUCGCUGUCUCUGAGUUGGGACCCACCUGCUGGUGAAGUGGAGAGCUACACUGUGACCUGUUGCAGCGAGGGAGAAACUGAGCAAGUGAUGACAACAGACGCAAACAACCUGACUUUCAGCAACCUGAAGCCAGGGGUGUGUUACUCCCUCCAGGUUUCUGCACAACUUAGGAAUGGAAGACAAAGCAAGCCAGCUGUAACAGCUGCUACCACAAAGACACACCUACAGAGCUUUUUGAAGGAUCUGGGGUUGGAGCAGCACUACACAGAGAAGCUAUCCCUGAACACAAUACUUCAGAUUGACGAGAGGACCAUCUCUGAUGAAUCCAUCAAGUGUAAUUCAGAUCUUCCAUGGUAUUUUCUGAAGAAACUGAUGAUGGUUAAUGUGACAGCUAGGAAUAUGAAAUGUACAUCUGCAUGUGAGUCAUAUUGUGAUGAUCCGUCAGGGAAUACAGAGUUAGAUCUUAAUGAUCAAUUUAACAGCCAACGUUCAGAUGACAUGUUAAACCCCCUUGACAUAAUCACUGCUCUCUUUCUGUGUUCUGAUGCUUUUGUACAACAGGAAAUGGCACACAAAAUGUCUAUGUGUCAGUUUUCUGUGCCUCUGUUGCUUCCCAAUUGUGACACAAAGCAGUGCACACUCAUGCUUUGGGCCAUGAGAGACAUCGUUAAAAAGUACAGACCUCAGUCACUUUCAGAGUCCAAGGGCUUCAUUGAACAAAGAAUUGUUCUCUCUGAACUUCCAAUGAUAUCUUUUGUGAGACUGGGUGAGUGCUCCCUGUCCAAGUCAGAGAUCCUCAAUAAGCUUCUGAGCAAUUCUCAGCAGUACUUCAAGCAAACAGAGGGUCACGUCUAUCUAGUUGAAGGAUACAGAGAAGACUUUGCAAACAGUGCAAAGACCCUUCGACGAGAAAUGGAGAGCUCUGUGUUUAAUCAACUCACAGCAACAGCUGACAUCAGACAGGGAAUGACAGAACUUGAUAAAAUCAAAGAGAACCACGCAAAAGAAUUAGAGGGGAGAGUGUGUGCAUUGAUUGAACAAUGUCGGGGAAAAAAUGUAGAGAUGACCGGCAAAGAGCUCGACAAAGAAUUUGAUAAGAUGUGGAACAGAAUGGUGAAGGAACUCUCCUUCUCUAAGCAAAAGCCUGCAGAUGUCUUUGCAAGGGUGUACCACUACCUGAGAGAAAAUCUAAGACGUAAGGGAAGUCAUGUCUGUCAAUUGCUCAGUGAAAAAAGCCUGACAGAAUGUGGACUUGUUCCUUUCAAAUAUACUGCAGAAGGAUUCUUCAACCAGUUGAAACACAGAAUCACCAAGUUCUUCAACACUGAAGAUCACAUAAAGACUGUACAACAAAUGGCUGACAGUAUCAUAGCAGAUUGCAAACAGUAUGUCACUGGAAAAGUGGAAAGAAAAAGUAAUUACCAUGACACUUACAUUCAGGAGAUCCUCCACAUGAUUGACGAGAAGCUGCAAAACAAUAAGGAAGUGAAGACAGAGACUGAGUUUGAAGUUUCUCUGAAACAGCACAUCUGUGGAGACGCAGCCAGACAGUUUCAGAAAAUGCAUUCAGAUUUCAUACAUGAGAAUGAUCCCUACAGAUGUCUGAAUGAAAACAAAGCUAAGUUUCUAACUGAUUUUAAAGAUGUGUUCCAUAAACGAGACCAGUGCCAGAAGAAGGCAGAAGAAUUCACAAACUGCUGCCUGAAGCCUGCUGUCGAAGACUUUGUCAAGCGUUCCUUGGGUCCUGAUAUCAUUGGUGAAAUGAUGACAAGCCCGCAGUUCAGCACACGAAUAUAUCUCCAGUAUACAAUUUUACUGGAUUUGCUCACAAAGGAUGACUUUAAAAGCUAUCUGAGCUACAUUGGCUCAUAUGAGGAUUAUGUAAAGAAAUGGAUCCUCGACCAAAUAGUUGAACGCUUCUCAAAAGGGUCUAUCAUGUUUGAGCUUGAGGAUAAACAUGUUCAGUCAAGCAUCAGGAACAUAACCAAUGCUAUCAACAAAGCUAAAACCAAAAAGAUUGGCAACUUGAAAACAUUUGUUGAGGAUGUCUGUCAGGAGCUUGGUGAUAAACUGGUCAUUUCCCAGGAUGCUCUUGGUGCUUUCAUGAUCCUGAACAAUGCUGACCCUGAACAGUUUGCUAACUGGCUCACUGACUGUCUGAAGGACAUGGCAGAAGCUCUUAGAAAGAAGUUUAAAGAAACAAACAUCCAGAUGAAACUAAGAAAACUCAAUGUGAAUCCUCAGAACGAGCUUUUCACCAAACUGAUUGGAUGUGGUAAACAGUGUCCAUUCUGCAAAGCACCUUGUGAGGCAGGAGAAAAAACCCACACUGAGCACUGGACCUCACUACAUCGGCCAGAUGGUCUGGGUGCAUAUAGGUGGAGUGGGACCAAUAAACUUGCCAUUGACAUAUGCAGUUCCUCUGUGCUCACUGACAUUUGUUUUCGCUGCAAUGCUACCAAUGGUCAAUCGCACCCUUACAAGCGUUACAAAGAAAUUUUCCCUGACUGGAAAAUUGUUCCAGAAGCAAGCCUCCAGGCAUCAGACUACUGGAAAUAUGUACUGGAAAGGUUCAACGAUAAGUUUGCCAAAGAAUAUCAUGCAAAGCCUGCUGAUAUUCCUGCCAGCUGGAAAGGUAUUACACGUAAGCAAGCAGAGGCAAGCAUCAAAGAGUCCUUUAACAUCAAGUGAGAAACAACAUUGUGGUUAUAGAGGUGUACAUCCUCCUCAUAUACAUUCACUAUCCUCACAUGGAUAUUUUGAUCUUAUGUGUCCUGAACGAUACUGAAGACAAUCACAAAAAGUAACACUGUAUAUAUAAGAUGACAAGGUUAAAGAUAUUGUCAGUGCUCAGAUAUAUUUUACCACUGAGGCUUGAAAUAGGAAAAUAUAAGAAAGUCACUGCAAUUAGUGUUCACUUUUACCUGAGAUCACAUGAUGUACACAGUUAAUCAAAUAUGAUAUAUCUUUCAUUGAGUGUUUUUGUUUCUGUGACGUAUCAGAUGUCAAUUUUUUUUUCUUUUUUCAAUCACCCCUCAGUCUUUAUGUGAUAUUGUCAUAGUAGGACAGUUUAAAAAAUCUGUUCAACUAUAAGAUGCUGUUGUUUACUCAUAGUUAGUGUCUACUUGAUUUUUGUUUCAGUGAAGUACCUAAUGCUAAUUAUUCACAAUGUCAAUGUAUUAAAAGAUCACCCAGUUUCAAUGUCAACAUCAGAGUCUUAUCUAAUUGUAUGUACAGUAAUAUGUUAUUUUCAUAACUCAAAAUUUGGAAUGUCUUUGUUUUAUUUAAAUUAGGUACCUGGUAUCAUUUUAACUCAGACUUUAAAAUCUAUAUCUGAUGCAAAAUAUUUGACUUUUUCCUUUUUUAAACAUCACUCAGUCUUUAUGUGGUAUUGUCAUAAUUAAGUAUGAUAUGUGAUUUGUUUACUCAAAAGUUAAAAUAGAUUGUUUUUUGUUUCUAAGAGGUUUCUAAUGUAAAAUAUUUACAUUUUCAAUGUAUUACAAGAUCACGCAGUUUCAAAGUCAACAUGUGGGUCUUAUCGAAUUGAGUGCGAUAUGUAAUUUUCGUAACUCAAAAUUUGGAAUGUCUUUCUUUUAUUUUAAUUAAGUACCUAGUUCUACAUACAGUAUAUACAUUUUUAAGUUUAUCUUUAACUCAGACUUUAAAAUCUCUUCUUUGUGAAGUAUCUGAUGCAAAAUAUUUGACUUUUUCCUUUUUUAAACACCACUCAGUCUUUAUGUGGUAUUGUCACAAUUAAGUAUGAUAUGUGAUUGUUUCAUCAAAAGUGAGAAUAGAUUUGUUUUUGUUUCUCAGAGGUAUCUUAUACAAAAUAUUUACAUUUUCAAUGUAUUAAAAGAUCAUUCAGUUUCAGUGUAAACAUGUAGGUCAUACAUGACAAUGAUGUUUCCUUAUCUACAUGAGAAGAGCAUGUAAUUUCCUUACCUUGAAAUCUGGAAUAUCUUCGUUUUAAUCUUAAUUAAAUAUCUGGUGACAAAUACAUUUUCAGUUUAUGUGAUAUUUUUGCUUUUUACUAUUUUUAUUUUUACAUUUCUAUGAAGUAUCUGAUGUCACAUAUUUACUUUGUUCAAUCAAUUAAAAUGUCUUCCCUCUUUAUGAGACUCAUUCUUGAGAACUUGGAUAGAACCUUACUUUUUGGGGUUUUUGAUUUCUCGUCUUCAAUUAGGCUCGGAAAAUAUAUUUGAAAAGAACAAAGUCUUGAUUUUUAAACCUUGUAAUGGGCCAACCUGCCAGUCAUUUAUUUUUUUCUUGAAUGGCAUAAUUGAUGUCAGAGGUAAGAUCUGACAGAGUUGGCAAAAAGUUAGAUAUUUAAUAAUUUCACUGCAGUUGUACAGAGUAGCCUUUUUAUUUUUCAAAUUUGCUGACAGUUCUCCUAAUGCUAAUCAAAAUACCAAUUUUGAAACCACAUUUAUUUUUUAGUUUUGAUUUCGAAGGGCUUCAAAGUUGACGUUAUGAUAGCAAUAUUAUUUAGUGAAUUUAUCAAAACAUAGAAAGCUUACCAGUACUUGAGCAGCAUUCCCACCUUUUUGGAAACCAGGAAGUGAGACAGGAGUCCUAAGGAUGUAUAUGUAAAUUUGAGAGAGCUGACAAAACACUUGGACACAUCAUUAAAGGGUGAACAUCUUCACAAAACAUAAAUAGAUUAUAGUAGAUCAUUUUUACACUAAUGUUAUCAGUAUGAACUGUUAGUUCUAGAUUUUGAGGACUU
Epinephelus moara (kelp grouper) is the source of this 5695-nucleotide messenger RNA. RefSeq lists its product as uncharacterized. The record is from RefSeq and is a predicted model, not a curated record. Gene Ontology annotation, molecular function: protein binding. NCBI's taxonomy places the organism in Eukaryota, Metazoa, Chordata, Actinopteri, Perciformes, Serranidae.